This is a messenger RNA of Dipodomys ordii (Ord's kangaroo rat), 3510 nucleotides long. RefSeq names its product solute carrier family 4, sodium bicarbonate cotransporter, member 9 (gene Slc4a9). The coding region runs from base 22 to 2913 and encodes 963 amino acids. The record is from RefSeq and is a predicted model, not a curated record. Gene Ontology annotation, cellular component: plasma membrane; basolateral plasma membrane. Gene Ontology annotation, biological process: transmembrane transport; bicarbonate transport; regulation of intracellular pH. The transcript is spliced from 22 exons. NCBI's taxonomy places the organism in Eukaryota, Metazoa, Chordata, Mammalia, Rodentia, Heteromyidae. Gene Ontology annotation, molecular function: sodium:bicarbonate symporter activity; monoatomic anion transmembrane transporter activity; solute:inorganic anion antiporter activity.
UUCUGUGUAAGCCUCCCCAAGAUGAAGCUGCCAGGCCAGGAGGAAUUUGAAACCUCCAGUGCUGGUGAAAAUGUUCCUGCAGGAGAGCUGGACAAUGUCCUUGGCCCUGGUCCUGAUGUCCCCUUAGACACAGACAGCAGGGACAUGGUAGUACCCAACAACCCUAUGCUCUUCAUUCAGCUGAAUGAACUAGUGGGCUGGCCCCAGGCACUUGAGUGGAGAGAGACAGGAAGGUGGGUGCUGUUCGAAGAGAAGCUGGAGGUGGGUGCUGGCCGGUGGAGUGCUCCCCAUGUACCUACCCUGGCACUUGCCAGCCUUCAGAAACUCCGGAGCCUGCUGGCAGAAGGCCUUAUAUUGUUGGAUUGUCCGGCUCAGAGUCUCCUGGAACUUGUGGAGCAGGUGAUAAGGGUGGAGUCACUGAGUCCAGAGCUGAAAGAGCAACUUCAGGCCUUGCUGCUGCAGAGACCUCAACACAACAUCCAGAUGAGAGGCACCAAGCUCUGCUGGGACUCCUGUUUUGUAGAAUCCACUGAUAUAAGAAAGGAUUCUCAUGAUGAGGAUGCCCCCCUGAAGGAACAGCAUCGUAACCCCCUGAGACAAAAGCUGCCUCCAGGGGCAGAGGCAGCAGUGGUGCUGGCAGGAGAGCUGGGCUUCCUGGCACGGCCACUGGGGGCCUUCAUUCGAUUGCAGAAUCCUGUGGUGCUGGGGCCACUUACUGAGGUGCCCAUCCCCAGCAGGUUUUUCUGCCUCCUCCUGGGCCCCCCCAUGCCUGGAAGGGCCUACCAUGAAAUGGGUAGAGCAAUGGCUGUCCUCCUCAGUGACCUGCAAUUCCAGGGGUCAGUUCGUCAGGCCAGCAACCUUCAGGACCUUUUGGCGGCCCUAGAUGCCUUCCUACAGAAGGUGACAGUGCUCCCCCCAGGUCGGUGGGACCCGACAGCCCGAAUUCCCCCGCCUAAAUGCCUGCCCUUUCAGCACAAAAGGCUCUCCUCGCAAGUGUGGGAGGUCAGGGGCAUCUCUGGGCUGCGUGGAGCCCCAGCAGAGGACAGGCACCACCAUCGUGGGCCACAUAUGCCCAACCCAGAGUUGCAGCGGACUGGCUGGCUGUUUGGGGGUCUUGUCCAGGACGUGCGUCGGAAAGCCUUGUGGUACUCCAGCGACUUCUUGGACGCCCUGCAUCCCCAGUGUCUCUCAGCUGUGCUCUACAUUUACCUGGCCACCAUCACAAAUGCCAUCACUUUCGGGGGUCUCUUGGGAGAUGCCACUGAAGGUGCCCAGGGAGUGCUGGAAAGUUUCCUGGGCACUGCAGUUACGGGGGCUGCCUUCUGCCUGAUGGCAGGUCAGCCCCUUACCAUCCUCAGCAGCACCGGGCCAGUGCUGGUCUUUGAGCGCCUGCUCUUCACUUUCUGCAGAGAUUACCACCUGGACUACUUACCCUUCCGCCUGUGGGUAGGCAUCUGGGUAGCCACAUUUUGCCUGGUGCUGGUGGCCACAGAGGCCAGCGUGCUGGUACGUUACUUCACCCGCUUUACAGAGGAAGGAUUCUGUGCACUCAUCAGCCUCAUCUUUAUCUACGAUGCCCUCGGAAAAAUGCUGAGCUUGGCCCGUGCCUAUCCCAUCCAAAGGCCAGGGUCCCCUGCCUAUGGCUGCUUCUGUCAAUAUCCAGGCCCAGGAGAAAAUGUGUCUCAGUGGACAAGGACAAAGCCAAAUGACAGAGAUGACAUCUUAAGCAUGGAUUUAGGCUUGGUCAAUGCAUCCUUGUUACCUCCUCCUGAGUGCACCCAGAAAGGAGGCUACCCUCGUGGUCCUGGAUGCCAUACAGUGCCAGACAUCGCCCUCUUCUCUCUUCUCCUCUUCCUUACCUCCUUCUUCUUUGCUACGGCUCUCAAGCAUGUAAAGAACAGCCGCCUCUUCCCCUCCAUGGUGCGCAAAGUGUUCAGCGACUUUUCCUCAGUCCUGGCUAUCCUGCUGGGCUGUGUCCUUGAUGCUUUUCUGGGCCUAGCCACCCCGAAGCUCCUGGUACCCACAGAAUUCAAGCCUACACUCCCUGGGCGUAGCUGGCUGGUGUCACCUUUUGGAGCUAACUCUUGGUGGUUGAGUGUGGCAGCUGCCCUGCCUGCCCUGCUUCUGUCUAUUCUCAUCUUCAUGGACCAGCAGAUCACAGCAGUCAUCCUCAACCGCACUGAAUAUAAACUGCAGAAGGGAGCUGGCUUCCACCUGGACUUGUUCUGUGUGGCUGUGUUGAUCCUGCUCACAUCGGUGCUUGGGCUGCCCUGGUAUGUCUCAGCCACUGUCAUCUCCCUAGCCCACAUGGACAGUCUCCGGAGAGAAAGCAGAGCCUAUGCUCCUGGGGAGGCCCCCAGCUUUCUGGGCAUCAGGGAGCAGAGGCUGACUGGCCUAAUGGUGUUCAUCCUUACUGGUACCUCCAUCUUCCUGGCACCUGUACUCAAGGCAUGCACAAUGUACCAGGAAAUGAAAGCCUGGACAAGCUCAGAUGUUAGCACUAAAGUGGGACAUCUGGACAGCUGGAAGUUCAUGAAGAGAGUGAAGCUGUUGUUGAUGCCUGCAAAACAUCAGCCAGACUUGCUGUUCUUACGGCAUGUGCCUCUGAGCAGAGUCCACCUUUUCACAGCCAUUCAGCUUGCCUGCCUAGGUCUGCUUUGGAUAAUCAAGUCUACCCCUGCAGCCAUCAUCUUCCCCAUCAUGUUGCUGGGCUUGGUAGGGGUUCGAAAGGCACUCGAGUGGGUCUUCUCGCCACAGGAACUUCUCUGGCUGGAUGAGCUCAUGCCAGAGGAGGAAAGGAGCAUCCCUGAGAAGGGGCUGGAGCCAGAUCACUCAUUUAAUGGAAGUGACAGUGAAGAUUCACAGCUGAUGUAUCAGCCAAAAGCUCCAGAAAUCAACAUCUCUGUGAAUUAGCUGGAGUAGGAGAUGGAAGUAGAGACCUCUGGAAACUAAACAUGAGGUAUUUUAUUUAGGAAGUCAGAACAUUAUUGGGAGAUACUGUCGACUGGGGACCUGGAACAAUGGGACAAGCCUGAAAAAUAGCUGGUCAAGAUUUCAGUUACUUCCUGAGUCAUGGUGGAAAGUGACAGGGAGAAGUUUUGUUAGUGCUUAAGAAAGGCAGAUCUGAUCAGUCCCCAUUCACUUAUUCUCUUAACGCUAAAGGGACCUGAAACCCAAAACCCUUUACAUUUUUACCUCAUUAAUUCUCCUAUAUGGAAUCUAAUGAUUAUCUUUUCUACUCCUAGAGGGAAAAAGAAAUGUUCCUCUGUUUGAAACAAGUUUUUACAAACAUAAAAAAAUCUUUAUUGUUGUCUUGUUGAUCACAAAAAUCAAAGAGAUUACUGGAAAAGACUGAAACAUAGACGUAUAAUUUUGAAAUGAAAUUAUACUGGAAAUCAUCACUGUUCAUAUUUUGGUCUAUAUAGGUCAGAUUUAGUUCAAUGAACACUUUCAUAUUUUUAUUAAAGGGGAAUUAUGCUGUGGAGUGUAUUUUAUUUUAUUUUCCUUUGU